Pyrenophora tritici-repentis Pt-1C-BFP is the source of this 567-nucleotide messenger RNA. RefSeq names its product KxDL domain containing protein. The record is from RefSeq and is a predicted model, not a curated record. NCBI's taxonomy places the organism in Eukaryota, Fungi, Ascomycota, Dothideomycetes, Pleosporales, Pleosporaceae. Gene Ontology annotation, cellular component: BLOC-1 complex; endosome. Gene Ontology annotation, biological process: regulation of protein localization; endosome organization.
AUGGCUUCUACACACUCCUUCUACCACUACCCCCAGUCCUCCUACCCGAUCAACAUGCCACAGAAGCCUGGCUUCUACUACCCGCCCCAACAGCAUGGCUUUGGACGCGUGUCAGCAUCACCACCGGAAGCUCCAGACAGUACCACAACUUCCGGUGUGCCGUCAUACGAGCCAUCAGCGACCUCCAGCAAUUAUGCUGGUAGUGCAAGCGACUACGAAUCGACUAGUGGCGCCGCCAGCGUGGACCUUCUCGAAUACAUGGGUAGCCGAGUCAACGGUUCUUUCGACCCGAUGCCACUAGACCGUAGCCUAGCAAAGCAAGCACAGACAUCCGGUGAACUGAAUGCCAAGCAUCGCGAACUGCUCGAAUUGCAGCAACUCGCUCAGCGACGACUGGCCGGUGCGCGCAUGAACUUUGCAGAUGGCAUGAAGGCCGCAAAGGAAGUUCAGAAGGAUCUACAAUGGACCCAGAAGAGAGUAGACUCACUGAACGAGCGAGCUGCCCGCAAGUACCCAGAUCAAUUCCGCACCGCCCAGGGACGAUUCCCAGCGCCCGUGGACUACUAG